Candidozyma duobushaemuli is the source of this 1410-nucleotide messenger RNA. It is a transcript of the gene SHM2, whose product is annotated as glycine hydroxymethyltransferase. Lineage: Eukaryota; Fungi; Ascomycota; Pichiomycetes; Serinales; Metschnikowiaceae. Gene Ontology annotation, cellular component: cytoplasm. Gene Ontology annotation, biological process: L-serine catabolic process; tetrahydrofolate interconversion; folic acid metabolic process. The record is from RefSeq and is a predicted model, not a curated record. Bases 1 to 1410 code for a protein of 469 amino acids. Gene Ontology annotation, molecular function: cobalt ion binding; pyridoxal phosphate binding; glycine hydroxymethyltransferase activity. The transcript has a single exon.
AUGAGCUACGCCUUAUCGAACGAUCACAAGCAACUUGUGGAGGGCACCUUGCUUGAAACUGACCCGGAGGUUCACCAAAUCAUCAAAGAUGAAGUCUCGAGGCAAAAACACUCCAUUGUAUUGAUUGCUAGUGAGAAUUUUACUACGAAGGCAGUCUUCGAUGCAUUGGGAACUCCUAUGUGCAACAAGUAUUCAGAGGGAUAUCCUGGCGCUCGUUACUAUGGUGGAAAUGAGCAUAUCGAUAGGAUGGAGACGUUGUGCCAAGAAAGGGCAUUGAAAGCGUUCAAUGUAUCCUCUGACAAGUGGGGCGUCAAUGUCCAGACUUUGUCCGGUUCUCCUGCAAAUUUGCAAGUUUAUCAAGCUAUAAUGAAACCACACGAAAGAUUGAUGGGUUUGGACUUACCUCAUGGUGGACAUUUAUCACACGGGUAUCAGACGGAUUCGAGAAAAAUUUCUGCCGUGUCUACCUAUUUCGAGACAAUGCCCUACAGAGUGAAUUUGGAGACUGGGCUCAUCGAUUACGACAUGUUGGAGAAAACUGCAGUCCUUUACAGACCCAAAGUUUUAGUGGCUGGCACAUCGGCUUACUGUCGCCUCAUCGACUAUAAGAAGAUGAGAGAGAUUGCCGACAAGGUGGGAGCAUAUCUCGUUGUUGACAUGGCACAUAUUUCGGGUUUGAUUGCCGCUGGCGUGAUUCCAUCUCCUUUUGAGUAUGCGGACAUUGUGACUACCACUACUCAUAAAUCAUUGAGAGGACCCAGGGGCGCCAUGAUAUUCUUCAGAAGAGGCGUCAGGUCAGUCAACCCAAAAACUGGCCAAGAGGUCCUUUACGAUUUGGAAAAUCCUAUCAAUUUUUCCGUCUUUCCAGGACAUCAGGGUGGUCCACACAACCACACAAUUGCAGCUUUGGCUACUGCGUUGAAACAAGCUGCCACGCCUGAGUUCAAACUGUACCAGGAGCAAGUGCUCAAGAAUGCUAAAGUUUUGGAAGCUGAAUUCCUUUCCAAAGGCUAUCUGCUAGUUUCAAAUGGUACCGAUUCGCACAUGGUUUUGGUUUCAUUGAGAGACAAGCAAAUUGAUGGUGCUCGUGUCGAGGCUGUAUGUGAACUCAUCAACAUAGCACUCAAUAAAAACUCAAUCCCAGGUGAUAAGUCUGCUUUGGUUCCUGGUGGUGUGAGAAUCGGGGCUCCAGCAAUGACCACUAGAGGUAUGGGUGAAAAGGACUUUAAAAAGAUUGUGGAAUACAUCGACUUCGCCGUUAGCUACGCGAAGCAAAUUCAAGGUGAUUUGCCGAAGGAAGCCAACAGACUCAAGGAUUUUAAGGCUAAGAUCUUGCAGAAAGAUGAGAAGUUAGAGGCCGUGAAACAAGAAAUCUAUGAGUGGGUUGGUACCUUUCCAUUGUCGGUUUGA